CUACGACACCAAAUCUCUCCACAAGUAGUGUGUUUAUUUAUACCUUCUCUCCUCCCCCAAACUCCUCUCUUUAUUUUCCCCUUCAUCAAUCAUUCAAUUCCCCUUCCCAAACCCCUUUUUCCCCCAUUUCUUUCCACCUUUUCCCCACCUUUCUCCACCGCCACAAACCCACCCCCAUCAUCUCUUUUGUUCAUCCUUAAUAUUUAAAAGAAAAAGAAAAGCAGUGAUGGAAAGCUUAGGAAAAGAAGCUGAAGAACAGCAGCAGAUGAUGGAUCUGCCCCCCGGGUUCCGGUUCCACCCCACUGAUGAAGAGCUCAUCACCCAUUAUCUCUCAAAGAAGGUUCUUGACAGCUCUUUCUCUGCUUUUGCCAUUGGAGAGGUCGACAUGAACCGGGUCGAGCCUUGGGAUUUACCAUGGAAGUCAAGAAUUGGGGAAAAGGAGUGGUAUUUCUUCUGUGUGAGGGACAAGAAGUACCCAACGGGGCUGAGAACCAACAGAGCCACUGCUUCUGGGUACUGGAAGGCAACAGGGAAAGACAAGGAGAUUUUCAGGGGGAAAAGCCUUGUCGGAAUGAAGAAAACCCUUGUUUUUUACCAGGGUAGGGCUCCCAAAGGGGAAAAAACAAAUUGGGUCUGCCAUGAGUACAGACUUGAAGGCAAAUUUUCCCUCCGGAGCUUCCCCUCUGAUUCUCAGGUUCNCCCCCCCCCCCCCCCCUGUUUUUACUCUGUUUUCCCCUGUUUUUUUUAAACUCUGUUUUCCUCUUGCAGCAGAGUGAUUGGGUGAUUAGCAGAGUGUUCCACAAAGGCUCCGGUGGGAAAAAAGACGACUUCUCAGGGCUGCUGGACAACAAGUCGGCCGUUAUGCCGCCGCUGAUGGAUUCAUCGCCGCUCAGAAGGGUCAACAACAACAACCCCUCCCUGCCGGAAUCCGGCGGCCACGUGCACUGCUUCUCCAAAAACCAGCAAGAAGACACAGGGGUGAUGAACAUGAACUACCUCAACAAUCAUAUGCCUCAAUUCCAUGUUUCCUCGUCCGCUCCUCUGGUUCCUGAUCCAAACGCAUUCCCAUGGAGCCAAACGGUCCAGAACCAAUGCCGGUUCUUGAAUUAUGGCUCGUUUCCUCUGGUUCAGGAGGACCCUGUGAGCCUGAGCUUCAACAAGACAGAGGAGGAGAUUGUGUGCCUGUCUCAAGAGAGCGGUGAAAUGAAAGGUGAAACAUCUUCUGGUCCACAUGAGCUUGACUGCCUCUGGACUUAUUAAAAGAAAAUUCCCCAU
Molecule: messenger RNA, 1275 nt
Organism: Cuscuta campestris
Lineage: Eukaryota; Viridiplantae; Streptophyta; Magnoliopsida; Solanales; Convolvulaceae
Source: the annotation of a GenBank genome assembly